Messenger RNA from Capronia epimyces CBS 606.96, 1167 nucleotides. Its product is annotated as GDP-mannose transporter. The coding region runs from base 1 to 1167 and encodes 388 amino acids. Gene Ontology annotation, molecular function: GDP-mannose transmembrane transporter activity; antiporter activity. The transcript has 4 exons. Lineage: Eukaryota; Fungi; Ascomycota; Eurotiomycetes; Chaetothyriales; Herpotrichiellaceae. Gene Ontology annotation, cellular component: Golgi apparatus. The record is from RefSeq and is a predicted model, not a curated record.
AUGGCCGAAGAGGAGAAAAAGAGAUUUCUCGAAGGAAGCGAGAUGGAACUCGGCGAGAAGCAGGGAAAGGGAUUUAGCAGUCCUCCGCCACCCUCGAUGCCACGGCACACACACCCCGAUCACAGCUGGCAGAACAACCCCGUCCUACCCGUCAUCAGCUACUGCGCUUCCUCCAUUUUGAUGACCGUGGCAAACAAAUAUAUCCUCUCGUUCCCUGAUUACAAUCUUAACUUCCUCCUGUUGGCUGUUCAGUCCAUUGUCUGUGUGCUGGCUAUUUCGUCCUGCAAGUCCAUGGGCCUCAUCACCUAUCGAAACUUCAAGACAGAUGAGGCAAAGAAAUGGUUCCCUAUUUCUCUUCUUCUGAUCGGCAUGAUCUACACCAGCACCAAAGCCCUACGAUACCUCUCGAUCCCCGUGUACACGAUCUUCAAGAACUUGACCAUUAUUCUGAUCGCAUAUGGCGAGGUCCUAUGGUUCGGUGGCUCGGUUUCGCCCAUCGCCCUCUUCUCCUUCGGCCUGAUGGUGCUUAGCUCCGUGAUCGCGGCUUGGGCCGACAUUGCACACGCCCUCCAGGCGCAUUCCUCUUCAACUUCUGCCGCAGCUACGGAACAGCUGGCCACAUUGAACGCAGGUUACGUCUGGAUGUUGGUCAAUUGCUUGUCAACUGCUGCAUACGUUUUAGGAAUGCGCAAGCGCAUCAAGCUCACCAACUUCAAGGAUUUUGACACAAUGUUCUACAACAACCUGCUCACUAUCCCCAUUCUGGUGAUUGCCUCUCUUCUGGCAGAGGACUGGUCCGGUGCCAAUCUGGCCAAAAACUUCCCCCCAAGCACAAGGAAUGGAAUCAUUGGCGCCAUGAUUUUCACCGGCCUAUCCUCGAUUUUUAUUUCAUAUACAUCAGCGUGGUGCGUUCGGGCAACCUCUUCGACGACCUACUCCAUGGUUGGUGCUCUGAACAAACUCCCGAUUGCUGUUUCUGGUCUCAUCUUCUUCGACGCCCCGGUGACACUUCCUAGCGUGACAGCUAUCUUUGUCGGAUUUGUCAGCGGUAUCGUCUAUGCAUUGGCCAAAGUCAGGGAGUCUUCGAAGCCAAAGACUGGUAUUCUGCCAACGUCUAAUACCAUGAGCGCCAGCAGCCAAAGCAACAGGGACAGUCUGAAGGCCUGA